AAACGCAAGCAACACGUUCUCUCGCCACUAGUCGCUACAGUUUGCCGCCGUUCAUGUACGCCACACCACGCACAACGCACUGAUAACACUAACUUCAUCGUCAUCGCCGUAGUUUGUUUUAUUAUUGUAAAUUAUAUAUUUUUUAACUGUCUCGCAUAAAACCGCAUCGAAAUGGGCCUAGGCACAUCCACGAUCAAAUACAUUUUGUUUUUUUUCAACUUUGCGUUCGCUCUUUCCGGACUAGCACUGUUAGCCUUGGGUUUAUUUACCCGGUAUUAUUCAACGAAAACUGAAGAGCUAGCCAAUAAAGCAUCCGGAGAUGCAGCUGGUCUUGCGGCUUUGGCGUUCAUCAUCAUUGGCGGAGCUGUUUUCGUUGUGUCGUUCUUUGGCUGUUGCGGAGCUAUCCGGGAGAGUCAUUGCAUGAUCACAAUGUACGCAAUGUUCCUGUUGGCGUUCUUCCUGUUGGAGGUAGCCACCGGAGUUUUCUUGUACGUGAACCGGGGACAAGUGGAGUCGAUCACUCGAAAAUCCUUAACUACUGUUUUUGAAGAUUAUUCAAAUAAAUCGGAAUCACGCGCUCUUGUUGAUGAGAUACAACAUGACUUCCACUGUUGUGGUGUAGACGGACCGAACUACUGGACCGAACGUAACGCAGCUGCUCUACCGCACACUUGUUGCCACGAUGAUGGUGGCCAAGGAACGACAUGCUCUAAGGCUCAGGCGUGGCAGGACGGUUGUCUGCAAAAAUCUAUCGACUUGGUCAAGGACAAGUCGGGCAUGCUGUUCAAGAUCAUCAUGGGUAUCGCAGCUGGAGAGCUGAUCGGUAUCGUUUUCGCGCUGUGCCUGGCGAGUAGCAUACGGAACGAAGAACGUCGACAAGGAUACGCUUAAAUAAAUGUGGCAGCGACAUGAUAUAUAAUUUUACAAAUUAGCAUACAUUUUCGCCUCAUAUUCUAUUAAGGAAAACAAUUCCCUUUCAAAAACAAAUUAUAAGUAUUUUUGUUGUCCCAAUCCGAAACCAUCCAACAAAACAAAAUCAUGAUAAUAAAUUUAAAUUUUACUUUUCGUGUCACACUAUAUACAAACACUCACAUGCACACACAAACAAAUGCACUCAAGCAUUUUGAUUUGUAAAAUACUUUUUUUCGCGAUUUAUGAAUGUAAUUAUUUAAACAUUUUAAUAAGUUAUGUACACGUGUUAUAAUAAUAUGUAUGAAAAAAAGAAUAAUUUUGAUAAUGUAUAAAGCACG
Messenger RNA from Rhopalosiphum maidis (corn leaf aphid), 1250 nucleotides. Its product is annotated as CD63 antigen-like. NCBI's taxonomy places the organism in Eukaryota, Metazoa, Arthropoda, Insecta, Hemiptera, Aphididae. Gene Ontology annotation, cellular component: membrane. The record is from RefSeq and is a predicted model, not a curated record. The transcript is spliced from 6 exons. The coding region runs from base 172 to 891 and encodes 239 amino acids.